Molecule: messenger RNA, 1704 nt
Organism: Hyposmocoma kahamanoa
Lineage: Eukaryota; Metazoa; Arthropoda; Insecta; Lepidoptera; Cosmopterigidae
Product: protein ANTAGONIST OF LIKE HETEROCHROMATIN PROTEIN 1-like
Exons: 2
Coding region: 94-1275 (393 amino acids)
Source: RefSeq, a predicted model, not a curated record
UCUCCCGCCGCGGGAAUCCGCUCGACAAAGCUCCCGCAAACCAGCAAACUACACGGGACGCGGUUUACCGCUGUGUUUUGUGUUCAUUUCAAGAUGGAUCCGCCAAUGAUAACUGCGCUUGCAGCUCUUAUAUUAUUAGAAUUAUUAAAAAACAAAGUAAACCGCAAUGUUUGGGUGGAACCAGUGUUAAGUAACCGUUUAACUUCGGGAAUAUUUCAUUCAAUGUUUAGUGCACACCGUGAUAACCCUCAUAAGUUUUUCUCUUACUAUAGAAUGUCUGUGAACUCAUUUGAUGAACUUCUAUCAAUUAUAAGCCAACGUAUUAAGAAACAGGAUACAAAUAUGCGGAGAUCCAUCACACCUGCGGAACGUUUGGCUGUAACUCUCAGAUAUUUGGCUUCGGGAGCAACUUUCACUGAUUUGGAGUACGAUUUUCAAAUUUCUCGAAAAACUAUACCAUUAAUUGUAAAAGAAACCUGUCAAGCUAUUUGUCAAGAAUCAGCACCUUUAGAGAUGCCAAAACCAAAUAAGGAAAAAUGGAUAAAUAUUGCUGAGAAAUUUUACAAAGAAGCGAACUUUCCUAAUUGCGUUGGCGCCAUUGACGGCAAACAUAUUAGAAUUGUUUGCCCUCCGAAUGCUGGAUCUAAAUAUUAUAAUUAUAAAAAAUAUCAUUCGAUUAUUUUAUUGGCAGUGGUUGACGCAGACUACUGUUUUACAUUCAUUGACAUUGGUGCUCCAGGUCGAGAAAGUGACUCUUCAAUUUUUAAAAGUUCAAAUUUCGGGCAAAAGUUAACUCGUUCUCAAUUGGAUUUACCGGAGCCAAUUCAUCUUCCUAACAAUAUAGGAAAUCCUCGUGUGCCUUUUGUAUUUGUAGGUGAUGCUGCAUUCGGUUUAAAUAAAAAUGUUAUGAGACCAUUUUCUUUACGAAACAUAGACACGCCUAAGAAAAUUUUUAACUAUCGACUGUCUAGAGCCCGCCACUUUGUGGAAUGUGCAUUUGGUAUCCUCAGUAACAAGUGGCGAAUUUUUCAUUCAAGCAUCAUAAUCAAUCCACAGAGUGCAAAACACAUUAUAAAAGCUGCUUGUGUAUUACACAAUUUCGUAAGACGCAGAGAUGGUUAUCAAUUUGAAGAUACGAUUCGAUGUGAUAUGGAAGAAUUCGACGAAGUCCAGGCAGUUGGAGGCCGAUCUAAUGGCAUUUCAGUAAGAGAUUCGUUUGUUCAAUAUUUCAAUGGCCCUGGAGCGGUUCCUUGGCAAAACAGGAUGAUACAUUAAAAUAAGAAAUAAAAUAAUAAGUAAACUUACCAGCUCUGUUUCUUUCUUCUGGGCCUAAAUCAGCCCAAUGAGCAACCACUUCCUGUCCUAUCUCCAUCCAUAACUUCGCUUUUAAUUCCCGAUUGGCGUAUUCCUUCGACUUCACUUCAUAUAAAGCAGGCCUUUCUUGUACUUCAAUAAUAAAACGCUCCGUGUCGAACAUUUUGACGCGGCACUAGCCACGCAAGCGCAGACACGACGAGCGAGCGAGAAGGUCCCGCGCAGAAUGACGCAAUAGCGGAUAACCGCCCGUGUAGUUUUAAAUGGCGGUUAACAGCGGCGGUUUGACGCUGCAUGCGGCGGUCGAAUUUCUCCCGCCUACAAACCGCGGCGGGAAACCGCGCAGUGUAGUUUGUAGCAUACAAUGUCCAUAUAUAAUUGAGUCUAGUG